AUGUCGCCGGAGACUUUGGCAGCCGUUAGGUUAGACACAAGAUGGGAUUUUGUUCGGUGGUGCAGGCCUACGAGUGAUUAUUUCAAUUUCUUCGGGGCGUGUCUAUAUGUCCGGAAUCCCUACGCCGUGUAUGUUCGUGGGUUGUUUCUGGCCUUUAAAACAUGUGACAUCAACGAAGCUCUUCUAGUCCUCAGUACCAUUAAAGACAUCUACCCAGUUAGGGAAUUGGCUUAUUACAUGCUGCAAAGCUGCGCAGGUUGCCUAUCAGAAAAAAAUUACUACGAGUUGAAGAGUAAGUAUCCUUUCGAAACCAUAGCCACAACAGCAGAUGCUCUAAUGCGCCACAUUUACAAUAUUGGUCCUCGCUGCUGUAGAACAUACUCUGAUACUUGGCAUUUUGAAGAUUUCCCAACAUGUUGGGAGCACCAUGAAGCAGUUGGUGAGUAUAACGGCCAGCGUUGUAUGGAUUGCAUUUACUUCUACAUUUCUAGAGAUAUUUUACUUCUUUCGUAA
Capsella rubella is the source of this 513-nucleotide messenger RNA. RefSeq lists its product as uncharacterized. The record is from RefSeq and is a predicted model, not a curated record. The coding region runs from base 1 to 513 and encodes 170 amino acids. Lineage: Eukaryota; Viridiplantae; Streptophyta; Magnoliopsida; Brassicales; Brassicaceae. The transcript has a single exon.